CAAUUACCUAUGUCGAGCGAAUGUUAUAUGAGAAACUGCAGAAAAUAAGAAAUGAUUCGAACUUUGCCGAUGCAGUAAUCAGAAGAUUAUGGCAAGUUAUGCUGGAUGCUUUGCCCCUGUUGCGUCAUUUCAGCCCACAAGGAAGAGAUAAUGGACGAAUUUCAUGGCACUGGGCAUAGCAUGAGAAGAAGAACAAUUGCUAAGGCUGUUCAUAAGCAUAAUACACCGGAAGCAACGCUCGACAAUCUACCAGAAGACUUGAGAUCCGACCAGGGCUUUACAUCUAUUAUUCGAAAAGAACGCUGCAGCCGAUGGGAUACACAAACUUAUCAUAGAAUUCUACGAGUUCUCAUACGAGAAAACAAGGCUCCGGUGCGAAUGACGCUUAUGUGUUUAAAAGGGAGUGAUAACAGAGCCAUGUGCAAGCUAAGGAAUAUGGAAAGAAGAAUCAUUCAUUCCCCUCGUAAAAAGGACUUAGACCGUCGUGAGCGCAUCGAGAGGUUCAUGGAGGCACAUCGUGAGCUUCUUCUGCACAUCCCCCGUGUAUCUACCCGUAACUUAGUAGAGUAUUGCCAAACAAUGGCACACUUUGUUACCGAUAAGGUGACCACUGUUGGUGAAUAUUUGGACUAUGAAAAGACCUAUUAUGGUGAGGAAACGUAUUUUAAUAGAAAAGAGUUAAAAGAAAGGGUUAUCGUACAAACGCCAAAGGCGAUGCAGCUCCCAGGAGGUAUACCUGAACUCAAAUGA
Molecule: messenger RNA, 750 nt
Organism: Cylicocyclus nassatus
Lineage: Eukaryota; Metazoa; Nematoda; Chromadorea; Rhabditida; Strongylidae
Source: the annotation of a GenBank genome assembly